This is a messenger RNA of Python bivittatus (Burmese python), 3567 nucleotides long. The record is from RefSeq and is a predicted model, not a curated record. Lineage: Eukaryota; Metazoa; Chordata; Lepidosauria; Squamata; Pythonidae.
AUGAAGCUGAUGAAGGACAUUGCAAAGCAAUUGAUAAAGCUGAAAAGCCACAUCAUUAAGUUUGAUCAUUCUCCAUGUGAUCCAACAAUUACUCUGCAUGGACCUCCAGCUAAUGUGUUUGCCUGCAUAGUCUGUAGCAAAAGAUUUCCCACUCGUCAGCAAUAUAGUGAACACCUUUUAUCUAAGGUUGGUGAAAAUGAUGGCCAUGAGAGAAAUUACCCUCCUCAGCAUAUUCAGUGCUUUGCGUGUCCUUGCUGUUUCCUCCUCUUUAGCAUAAGAGAUGAAUGUCUACAGCAUAUGUCUGGAAAAAAUCAUUUUUCUCAGGCUUUUAAAUUGAGUGAUAAAGCAGGGAGUCCACUUCCUUUGCCUUUGCCAACCUAUGCUAAGAAUCUUCUAAUCUCCUUAUGCAAAGAAGUUCCAUUCCAAGUGCAGUGUACAUCCUGUCAUCAGGUUUUGCGUUCCCACAUCGAAUUAACAGCACACUUCAGAACCCGUUGUCGUAAUGCUGGUCCUGUAGCUGUAUCAAAGAAGUGCAUCUCCCAAGUUGCAGAAGUGCUGAAAGUCAAAGGUUUCUGUCAAGGCUGUGACAAGUUGUUUGUCAAUGAUGACCAAAUUACUCAGCAUAGUUGCACAAAUGUUGCCAAGAUUAAACUUAUUACCACAAUGGAAGAAUCCAUUUUAUUAAUCUGUCACAUCAAUGAAGGGAAUAAAAGUGCCCCUCACCUGCAAAAGAAUGCAAGCCUUUUAAAAUCUUCUCCUCUGAAGAGACAUUUGAAAUUGAAUGGCGAUAAGAAUGAAAUUGUUUCAAAAUGGAAAAAGGAUUUGCAAGGCAACAACCAAGAGGUUUGCACAGCUCCUACUGUCAAAACUUGGGUAUGUCAGUGUGAUCUGGCAUUUCUUUCUGAAGAGCUGGUAGAAAAACACAUUUUUUCUGAAAACAGAAUCUGCCACAAAUGUGGUGUAUGUGGGAAACUUGCAGAAAAUGCAAGCAUUAUCCGUUUGCACAUGAGCCGUUUCCAUGGAGGAGCACAUUUGACUAACUUCAUCUUCUGGUGCCAAGUUUGCACUGUAGCCCUUCAGAAAGAAGAAGAUGUCUUUACCCAUGUGACAGAACUUCAUGGUGGACAUAACUUCUAUUUUGAGAAGGACAUUGCUGAGGAUGAGCUGACAAUAUCUUCUGAUUCACAAUACAGCAGUUCACUUAAACAAGAAGGUCAAACUCCAAGCCCUAUCGAACUUCCUUCAGUCCAGAGUGAGAUGGAGGUAGCUGAGAGUCUUUCUCGCCAAUGGCAGUGUCAGAUGUGUGAGGAAAUAUUUAACUCGGAGGACAGUGUGAAACAACAUUGCAAAUCAUUAGAGAGUCAUCAUUUUCAUAGAUACAGCUGUGGCUUGUGCAAAAUGACUUUUCGGAAAACGGAAACACUACGGCGACACUGUCAGGAUAGGCAUAACAAGGUUGUACAGAUUAAAUACUUCUGUGGAUUUUGUGGUGACCUCUUCUUUGAUGUUGAGAAGGAGUUUUUACUUCACUUCAGGGACUUACAUAGCAUGGAUUACCUCUGUGUGUCUGAGACAGCAGGAACCUCAAUCAAAAGCCAUGAAAUAAUAGAAGAAGGUAGUCUUCUAAACUGUGGCUGUCAUGAGAAAUACAUUUGCAAAAAAAACAGGAAGGUAGAUUACAAGAAAUGUCAAGAAGCCAUGUUGGAAAAAGGCAAUCUAUGGUUUCGCUGCACUUCAUGCUCUUCUACAGCACAAACCUAUUCUGACAUGAUGGCUCAUCUCACAAGCCACACAAGCAAAAAAACUGAUCAAGAGUUGUAUGUAGUCAGGUGUGGUUCAUGUAACAAGCAUUUUAAUAAUAUUGCUGUUGCCCAUCAGCACUUCCAUGAUAAACAUUGCUUUUUACAAAAACCUCAACUAGCUUUUGGACCACAAGCAGAAAGUAAUAUCUUCCAUUUUUCUGCCAAGAGAUCCUGCACAGACAAGGAGCCUGAUAAACUGAAGCUUUCUGUAGAUGUAACUUCAACAAGUUCUUCAGAUGAAAAAAGGCUGAAGCUGGAAGAUGCAAACAAAGAACAGACUAGAAAGCUUCAUUCCGAAAUGUUUGAACAAGAUGAUGGAGAUCUUCCUGAUCUUGAUUACUUAAGCACCAUGACUCACAUUGUAAUGAUGGAUUUAGAUAACUGGGGAAACCUUUUCCAUCAAUUGCCUGCGACUCUCAAUCAAGGAACUUUUAUUUGGGGCUUUCAAGGUGGACAUAGCAAUUGGAAACCCCCUGUGAAUUGCAAGAUCUUUAAUUAUCUUAAUAAGAUUGGGUGUUUCUUUCUUCAUCCGCGCUGUGGUACAAGGAGAGAGGCAGCUGAUUUUGCAAUCUGCGUACACGUGGGCCGCCUGGAUGAACAUCUGCCAAAACAUAUUCCUUUCACCAUUCUUUCUGGAGACAAAAGCUUUCUAGAAUUGGAAGAUCAGCUUAAGAUGACUCAGCGGGCAACCCGCAUUCUAGAUCCUCAUAAGCUCGAUGCUGAUAUGAUGUGUGCCUUAUUAAAUAGCAUUUCGGAUACAGCCAAAGAAAAUGAAGAGGCUGAUACUCAAACAGCAAUGCAACAGAUUUUGCAAGAAACAAAUAGCCAAAAUGAUACAGAUGAUGAUGUUGAAUUUCAAGAGGCAAUAAGGCGAAGCCUUGAGGAAAUGUGAAGACGUCCAAAGAUGAGUGUACCAAAACAUCUACCCUGCUUCAAAGAAAUUGAAAUUUGUUCACCAUUUUAUAAACAUUAAAAUCUACUGAUCAAUAACUAUUCCAGUGUUUCAGUGGCACUUUAAAGAACUGAGUUCUAUCAGCAAGCACUAGCAGAGUUGAGAACCUGUUGUGGAAUUCAAGCUCAUGGGAUUUCAGUCAUCACUUCUCAUGGCUUAAGCAGUAAACAGUUUUAAAAUGUGGUACGGUCAAGCAUACUUAAAAACUCAAGUACAUGGCAGUUCUGCUGAGUCACAAGAUCAAUUAACUUUUGUUUUUUUCUACUGUCUGGGCUGAAACCUUGACGUACUUUAUUAUUUAUCCUGCUUGGUUUUUCAAACUUUUCUUUUCUGGAUUUUAAUGUUUUACUUCCAUUCUUCUGUUGACUUUGUAUUUGUAGUGCAAGAACUGCAGUAGAUACAGAUAUUAAUCCAGAAUGUCUAGGAGUAUCUUUUCUUUCUUCAUCAGUUUCUGAAGUGAAGCUUAGACACUAACCUGAAGAUUACAGUUCAUAGGCAAACUUGCAAGAGAUCUAUUGCAAUUCACUUAAACCUGAAGUCUAAGGUCUAGUUAUUUUCUGUUAGCUGUCUCUUUAUUCUUAUGUACAUUUUUAAUGUCAAGAAUGAAUACAAUGCCAAAUAGAUUGAGUGUGUUUGUAUAUUUUGUUUCCUGUCAUUAAUGCUACAGCAAAGUAUUUCCCUGUUUGUUUUUGACAGUAUUUCAAUAAUGUAACUUCAGGAAGCUGAGGCCUUUCUUUGAUUCUGUGUAAUUAAUUUAUUCACAUUUCUCAGAGCAUAAUUAUAUACUUGAGCAUAAUUAAAAUAUCAACUAUU